AUGCCAAGUGAGAGGCCCUUUACUUUUCAUCUUUAUAGCAUCUCCACCAAGUUCCUCGAAAACUACCAAGACAUUUUGGGCAGAGUCAUCAGACUUCAGCCAGUACCGAGGAACAUGAUACCUAAGAGAUGGAUGGAUUUUGCAAAGUUUGAGCUUCUGAAUAUUAGUACCUUGUACCAAGUAAGUGCCCCUCGGUUUUGUGCCGCUAAAGAUCCUUUUAACCAAUCGAUAGAAGAAGAAACAUCAGUUGGGGAUGCUAACGUCUGUCAGGAUUACAAGCAUCCCUCACAAGCUGCAGUAAUUCACAAAGGAACCUCCUUUCUGGAUGAACCUAGCAACAGCAAAUGCCAAGUCUUCAACUGGUCGAUGAUGAAUUGGCCCACCAAAAACCUCAAACCUUGA
Molecule: messenger RNA, 402 nt
Organism: Striga asiatica
Lineage: Eukaryota; Viridiplantae; Streptophyta; Magnoliopsida; Lamiales; Orobanchaceae
Source: the annotation of a GenBank genome assembly